This is a messenger RNA of Brassica oleracea var. oleracea, 1541 nucleotides long. RefSeq lists its product as uncharacterized. The transcript has 6 exons. The coding region runs from base 81 to 1541 and encodes 486 amino acids. Gene Ontology annotation, cellular component: peroxisome. NCBI's taxonomy places the organism in Eukaryota, Viridiplantae, Streptophyta, Magnoliopsida, Brassicales, Brassicaceae. Gene Ontology annotation, molecular function: RNA-DNA hybrid ribonuclease activity; nucleic acid binding. The record is from RefSeq and is a predicted model, not a curated record. Gene Ontology annotation, biological process: regulation of gene expression.
GAUUCCUUCGAAAAAAGGUUUGCUAUGGUCUACCAAAGUCCUUAAUUCGAAUAGAGAGGUUCAUUUGACGAUCACAGGCGAUGAAUACGGUGGGGGAAAGAUAUUUGGGAACGGUGGAGAUGGCUGAGGCUCCGUACAUGACGGCGAAAACGUCAAUGUGGUGGGACAUAGAGAAUUGUCAAAUCCCAAGGGGGUUUGAUGCUCAUGGAAUAGCUCAGAAUAUUUGUUCGGCGCUUAUGAAGAUGAACUACUUUAGUCCAGUCUCAAUCUACGCAUAUGGGGAUGUGAAUGGUAUCCCUCCGACCAUCCAGCAUGCCCUUAGUUCCACUGGAAUCGUGCUCAACCAUGUCCCAGCCGGAGUACAAGAUGCGAGUGAUAAGAAGAUUUUGGUGGACAUGUUGUUUUGGGCGGUGGACAAUCCUCCGCCCGCAACUUUUAUGCUGAUCUCUGGAGAUAGAGACUUUUCCAAUGAUCUUCACCAAUUAAGGAUGAGACGGUACAAUAUUCUCUUGGCACAGCCUCAAAAAGGGUCACCGCUGCUAGUUCAUGCUGCAAGGACACUAUGGCUUUGGACAAGUCUAUCAGCUGGAGAAAGCCCUCUCACACAAAGCGGAAGCUCACAACUUGUUGCCAAUGAGACAACUCACCCUUAUUCUCGUAGACUGGUACCUUCACCUGUUCGACAGCCUAACCCUAAUGUUGAUCCUCCUAGACCGGGUCCUUUUCCUGUUCGACGGCCUAACCCUGACCCUUCUGGGAGUAGUGGAAAUAGGAUCCCAAAUCAAGCUCAGAAUAAUAGUCCCAAUGCUGCUAGGCAAUGUACUUGUAGUAGGUGGCCACGCUGUGGUAAUGUUUUCUUUGAUCUUCCCCCGGAGAAUCUCUUCCUAACACUCUUCUUCUGUAUGUUAUUUCUGAUUUUGAUCAAGGGCAAGAUCCAACACUUCCUCUGGCGAGCUCUGAAUAAUGCUCUCCCUGUGGCAGAGCUCAUUCAUAGAGGAAUGGAAGUAGAACCAUCUUGUAAAAACUUGGGAACUGGCUCCAACUCAACUUGCAUCAGGCCAUGCGCUACCUUCAAAUUCGCUCCAACAGCUACUUUCUCUGCAAGGAACAAAAGGAUUUUUGAGAACAAAAUCUGCUCUGCUGAAGAGACUCUUUCUAAAGCUAUUAGGGAUGCAAAAGAGUGGGAAGGAGCAAAGAAGGAUAAGCAAUCUAAACUGGAGAUUAAAGGUGCGGCAUCCCGCUGCCAUGUUGCAUCUACGCUAACAGCUGAAGCUCUGGCCCUCCGAGAAGCACUACAGGUGGCCUCUAAUGAGGGUCUAUCACGCCUCACGAUCAUGUCGGACUCAUGUGUCCUCAUCUCUGCCCUGCGAUCAGGGACGGUUCUGAAUGAGAUAGCGGGACUUUUCCAUGAAAUUAGUCACUUCAUUUCUCUCUUCUCAACCUUUUCUUUUGUUGUAAUCUUUCGUUCAGUGAACGCCGCUGUAGCCGAUGGGCUUGCGAAAGCUGCUCUUGCAGCUCUUUGUCUUCAAAACAUCGUAUGA